Molecule: messenger RNA, 3648 nt
Organism: Verruconis gallopava
Lineage: Eukaryota; Fungi; Ascomycota; Dothideomycetes; Venturiales; Sympoventuriaceae
Exons: 9
Coding region: 194-3352 (1052 amino acids)
Biological process (GO): actin filament organization; endocytosis; clathrin coat assembly
Cellular component (GO): clathrin-coated vesicle; actin cortical patch
Molecular function (GO): clathrin-cargo adaptor activity; phosphatidylinositol-3,5-bisphosphate binding; actin filament binding
Source: RefSeq, a predicted model, not a curated record
CUUCGGUCAACCCCCCAGCCUUCGAGCUAACAGCUCACUCGACCCUUCGACGCCGUGACACGCAAGCUCAGCAUCAGCACAGAAAAAGAUCUCCAGCUUUGGUUUUCUUUGCUGCCUGGUUUGAUACGCUUUUGAUUCUUGUUUUCUAGCGCUCUACUUUCGCAUUGCCUGACGUUACGCACACCUGCCCGCCAUGGCCAUGUACGGGGCCACCAGAAACGUGGACAUGGGAAAGCAGGAGUCGGAGUUGGCCAUCAACAUCAAGAAAGCCACGAGCAUCGACGAGACAGCGCCGAAGCGCAAGCACGUAAGAGCAUGUAUCGUGUAUACAUGGGACCACAAGUCGUCGCAGUCGUUCUGGUCGGGCAUGAAAGUGCAGCCUAUCCUUGCCGACGAAGUUCAGACGUUCAAAGCCCUCAUCACGGUGCACAAGGUGCUGCAAGAGGGACACCCAAUCGUGCUCAAAGAAGCUCAGGCCAACGUUGGAUGGCUGGAAAGUUUGAGACGAGGCUCCGUAGGCGGUGGUGCUCGAGGCUACGGAAAGCUCAUUGAUGAGUACAUUUAUUUCCUAAGGGCCAAACUCGCGUUUCACCGCCAGCAUCCAGAAUUCAACGGGACGUUUGAAUAUGAGGAGUACAUCAGUCUGAAGUCCAUCAACGAUCCAAACGAAGGCUACGAAACCAUUUCUGAUCUCAUGGUCCUUCAAGACCAGAUCGACUCUUUCCAGAAGCUUAUCUUCGCUCAUAUUCCUCAUUCUGCACAUAGCGAAUGUCGCAUAUCGGCUUUGGUGCCGCUCGUGCAGGAAAGUUAUGGCAUCUACAAGUUCCUGACGAGCAUGCUGCGUGCCAUGCACGUCCAGCUGGGUGAUGAUGAGGUGUUGCAGCCCUUGCAUGGACGUUACGACAUGCAGCAUUACAGACUUGUCAAGUUCUACUACGAGUGCAGCCAGCUGCGUUAUCUGACCAGCUUGAUCACGGUACCGAAACUCCCUCAAGAUCCACCAAACUUGCUAGCAGAAGACGAAGAACGUCCCGCGUUACCAUCCCGACCCAAAAACGAAGUGGAGAAGCCACCCACCCCCAAGAAGAAUCUCGAUAUCGACCCUGAACCGAUCAACGAAUUUUGGAAGAACCAACAGGCUCGCGAACAAGAUGCAUAUGCCGAAGAGCAACGUAGACUGCAGGCGCAACUGGAGGAGGCGCUACGUUUGCAGGAAGAGCAGCAAAGACAAGCACAAGCAGAAUUUGAGCGACAACAGCGUCUGCAAGAAGAACAGGCUCGACUUGCGCAGGAGCAGCUUAUGCGUGAUCAAAUGGCCCAGCAGACGUAUGGCCGAAUGGCAGAACUCGAGCGGGAGAAUCUAAAUGCUCGUGCUCAAUACGAGCGUGAUCAGUUGAUGCUCCAGCAGUAUGAUCGUCGUGUUCAAGCGCUGGAGAACGAAUUGGCUUCUCUGCAGGCGAACUACAACCAACAGAACCAGUCAAAGGACGACCAGAUUCGUGCCUUGCAGGAGCAGCUGAACACGUGGCGAUCCAAGUACGACAAUCUUGCUAAGCUCUAUUCGCAGCUGCGGAAGGAGCACAUUGAGCUGCUGCAGAAGUUCAAGGGCAUUCAAACGAAGGCAGCGUCUGCUCAAGAAGCCAUUGACCAGCGAGAGAAAUUACAGCGCGAGUUGAAGCAGAAGAACCUGGAUCUUGCGAACAUGAUCCGUGAGCGCGACAGAGCACUGCUGGAUAAGGACCGAGUACAAGGCAAUCACCGCGAGGAGAUUGAGAAGCUCCAGCGUGAGCUCCGUUUCGCCCUCGAGAAGGCGGAAAACGCAGAGCGUGGGAAAGGGUCAGAGCUCUCGGCCAUGCUCAAUCGUCACAACCGUGAGAUUGCAGAUCUGGAGGAAGCACUACGACAGAAGGAGAAUCAGCUUAGAGAGCUGUCACGACAAUUGCGUGAGGGCGACGGUGACCUUGAGCGACAACUUCGCGAGAAGGAGGAAGAGCUGGAGGUCUUCAAGGCUGGCAUGGACCAAACGCUGAUCGAGUUGAAUGAGAUGCGUCAGCGACAAGAAGCCAAUGACCAGGCCAUCGAUGGCCAGCUGGACAGCGUGAUCCUGGACAACAUCCGCAAGAUCAACGAGAUCAUCGACUCUGUCCUCUCGGCCGGCGAACAGCGUGUGGAUGAUGCACUCUACGAGCUCGACUCGUCCAUGAUCGCCGGUAACCAGAGCGCAUCGGGAGCCUUUGUGCUGUCUCAGAUCGAGAGAGCUGCACAGAAUGCUAUGGAAUUCUCUGGCGCCUUCCGCGAGUUCAUCGCUGACGGCCCAAGCAGUGCUCAUUCGGAGAUCAUUCGCACUGUGAACGCUUUCGCUGGCUCAAUUGCGGAUGUUCUCUCUAAUACCAAGGGUCUCACCCGAUUUGCGUCAGACGAGCGCAAGGCUGACCAACUUAUCAAUGGCGCGCGCAAGGCUGCACAAGGCACUAUCAAAUUCUUCCGCGACCUGAAGUCGUUCAGACUUGCUGCGCUUGAUGACGAGGGCAAGCAGGAGGUCAUUAUCCACGACAAUGCUGACGUGCAGCUUAGCCUGCAGAAUCUAUCCAAGCUCGCAGACGCAUUUGCACCAAAGAGCAAGCUUACCGACCAGUCCGGCGACCUAGGCGAGCUCGUCGAUCGUGAGCUAACGAAUGCUGCUGCAGCGAUCGAUAAGGCUGCCGAGCGUUUGAACAAGUUGAUGAACAAGGACCGCAGUGGAUACUCCACUUACGAGCUGAAGAUCCACGAUUCGAUACUCGAGGCAGCCAUUGCGAUUACAAACGCAAUCGCACAGCUUAUCAAGGCAGCUACUGCUUCUCAACAGGAAAUCGUCCGAGAGGGCCGUGGCUCUUCUUCUCGAACACAGUUCUACAAGAAGCAUAACCGUUGGACUCAGGGUCUUAUCUCAGCAGCCAAGGCCGUGGCUACUUCGACAAACACACUCAUCGAGACGGCCGAUGCUGUCAUCUCCGGCCGCGCUUCGCACGAGCAGCUCAUCGUCGCAUCUAAUGACGUUGCUGCUUCAACCGCCCAACUCGUUGCCGCAUCUCGUGUUAAAGCUUCUCUCAUGUCCAAGACACAAGAACGUCUCGAGUCGGCAUCACGAGCCGUCACUGCUGCUUGCCGGAAUCUUGUCAGACAGGUACAAGACAUCAUUGCUCAGCGUGACCGCGGAGAAGUCGCGGAGGACUACAGCAAGCUGUCUGCACAUGAACUGAAGACUCAGGAGAUGGAGCAGCAAGUUGAGAUUCUCAAGUUGGAGAAUGCACUUAGCGCGGCGAGGACCAGACUGGGCGAGAUGAGGAAGCUGAGCUAUCAGGAAGAGUAAAGGUUUUUCUUUUUUUUUUUUCCUUUGCCUUGUCGCCGAAGGGCGUUUCUCGCGGAUUGUGCUGCGCGUGUUGAAAACAAGGAUGAUUAUAUGUGAUCCAGUUAGCGUUUGACUGUUCGUCCCUUCUUUCCUCAUGGGUUGGUUCAUGGACGCUUCCGGCGAGCAGGAGAUAUCCAAAAGGUGAAGAUUUUCUUCCAGCGACGAGAACCAGGCGCCGACAAAACAUACUUGGAACCGUGCUGUAGCUUAGCUUGGCUUUCAUUAUUUUUAUGGACAUAAGUCACAUUCUUCUCCAA